UGAUAAGAUUAGGGUUUUCAACCUUUAACGUUUUGCCAAAGAUGAGGAGAGAUAGAGAAGAUGGUUACACUUCUCGAGGAGAAACAAACGGGCAAUCUCCAACCAUACGUGAUGCACUGCAUUAUGUCAGUGCUGUGAGGAACACUUUUCAUGACGACAUAGGGAAAUAUGAGACAUUCCUUGAGGUCAUGAAGGACUUUAAAGCUCAGAGAGACGACCAUAAUGGUGUCAUUAAAAGAAUAAAAGUUUUGUUCAAUGGUCACAACGACCUAAUAUUAGGUUUUAAUACUUUCUUACCCAAAAAGUAUACAAUAACCCUUCCGUUGGAGGAAGAGAAACCGAAGACCAGGGUAGGUUUCCAAGAUGCUUUCGGUUUCGUCACCAAGAUUAAGGCAAGGUUCUCAAGUGAUGAACAUGCGUAUAAAAGGUUUCUAGACAUCAUGGAGAUGUAUCGAAAGGAAAGAAAGUCCAUCAUUGAUGUCUACGAAGAGGUUACUAUUCUCUUCAAGGGUCAUGAUGAUCUGCUCGUGGAGUUCCUUAAUUUCUUACCUAAUUGUGCUGCAAUUUCUGACAUGCUUCCAAGGCAUUCUGAUAAGGUCGAAAACUGUGAUGAAAAGCUGGUUGUUUUCUCUGGUGGUAAUUUUACUGGAAAGUCCCUUGCUAAAGAAGGUCAGGGAGGUUAUUUGAACGUGGCAGAAAAUGGGCGAAUUCAAGAUCAUCAAAGUGGUCAAGAUGGCGGAAGAGAUACAGAUAGAGCUGACAAAACAGCUAGCAGUGUAAGCCAAAUUAUUGCCUCCUUCCAAAGGAUGUGAAUGACUCUUUUUCCAUAAUAACAUCGUUCUACUACACUGGAAAUUACUGCGUUAUUCAGUUCUCUUAUAAAAUGGUUUGUGUUUGCCCAUGGAAUAUCCAUAUGAUAAUUCUAAAAGUGGUCUUUAUUAAGAUACAUUUUAACAUGAUGGUGUUUUUUUGUUACCUAAUCGUCGUGCAUUCACAAUGUUCUGAAAACUGGACCGUAGGAUGAAGAAAAACUCUACAUCACGUGUUAAUCCAUUCCAACCAGUUUAAGUGUUAACUAAUUAAGUUGAGAAUAUAAUUUUAAAAUUUUUAAACGUAACACAUGUAAAUAAGCUUUAAAGAUCAAAUUUUGUCCAUAAGAUAAUGCCAAAUUAGUCAAAGACCAAAAUAGUUUACAAAGAAAAACUAAAUUUGUAGUCCUUCCUUAUGCUUUUCUUUUCCUAUCGCUUGGAUCAAGAGAAACCAACAUCUGCUUGGCAAUUUGUUUCACCAUUCAGGAUAUACGUGUUUGCUUCCCCAUGCCUUCUUGCAUUUCAUUCCCGCCAAAUGAUAUCAAUUGAAAUUUGGAAGACAUAUCUGAUGAGCAUCGUCAGCGUGUUACUAGGAGAGGAGUUUCAGAUGUUAUCGAUGAGAUACAAGUGUAACAUCUCGAGUUGUAACAUACGGAAGGACUUAAAAGAAUUAAUUUAGUUACUUAUGUCACCAAAGUUGACUUACUUUUUUUUUAUCGCACAUCCGUUUAAAACUCUAGAGUUAAAUGUGCUGAGACUGGAGUAGUAAAAGGAUGGAUGGUGAGCAGGUCUUGAGCCAGCUUGAAACAUCCACUGAGUAGCUGCAGAUAAAAACAUGUGAUAUAGAAACUCAAGCAGAUCAUUAUAGAGAACACAAGUUGCAGUAGCUCUCAUGUUACAGAGCAACAUUCUAUCUUCCGUAUAGAGUAGUCUAUUCUUUGUUGCCAGUUACGUGCAAAACGCAUGUUUUGGCGUUGAAUAAAACCAGAUGCCUUUUGACCAUACCUUUGGAGAAGUUUCCCUGAUAAGAUUCAAAGUUUUUUUUUUUUUACUAAAAAUUGAUUUGAAAAUAUAAUCAUUAUGCUUCCAUAAGUUGAUGUCCUUCACAGUGUGUACUCGUCCUUUCCUCUGUUUUUCCAUCUCAUCCUCAAUUGCAUUGAGCAAUUUUGUACGAUGUCUACUCCUGCCUUGGUUUGUUAGCGUGGAUGACACAUUUUCAUUUAUUGGGAUGCCCAGAUCAAUACAUCCCCGAGAUCCAAUUAUAUCAUGUAAGCAACCAAGCUUGGACAAACAUCGAACCCAAGAGAUGUUUGCUCCCUGUUACUUUAGUAGCUUUCACCCUUCCACGGACCACUCUGUGUGUCCCGAACCGCCCAAAAUUAGCUCUUGCAUAUGAGAUAUGUUUGUAUUCAUUUUACCCAAAGAGAAGGUUGCAAAUCUCCAAAUAAGCUUAAGAAAACACACUCUACUAACUUCCUUGAGGCGUUUUCAACCAAUUUCACCCUCUUCUUUUGGACAGCAAACAUCAACCCAAGAUAGUUUUUUCUUCCAGUUACUCAAUGUUGGCCCUGACAACAAGAACGCUGAACAUAAGUUGUCAAUCUCUUGAAGAAAUUUCCUGGGUAACAUGAAAGCAAUGAGCCAGAAUUUGUCAUACUUCCAAUAACCGAGCUAAAAAGUUUCAUUCUCUUUUCCAUGAGAGAGAUCUCACAGUCCAGAAUUGCAUUCUCUGUCGAAUCCUCUCCAACAAAGGCAUGUAAUUCGUCGGACUCAUUUGCUUUGUGAGAUAUGGGAGCCUAGUUACCUUAUUGGGAGAGCACUCAUUGAAAAAGGAUUUUUUUUGCCUCCAUUCGAUGUCUCACAACAUCUUGAAUUCCAGCCCAAUUUUAUACUUGAUUUCUCCAUGCUAGUAUUCAGACUAGCGAUCUUUGCAAAAUGGUCAAACACUUCCAAAAUGAUAUCUAACGAUUUUAUUUUUCCAUCAGUAAAGACCCUAGUAUCAUUGCAAAUCUCAAAAAGUUAGACCAAGAUUUAUACAACUGGGAUGAUAACCGAAACUGCGAUCAUAGCUGCCAUAUCAAGUAACUUUGAUACUACAUUCACACUGAUCACAAAAGUAUGGGGGAUAAAGCACUGUUGAAUCCUAAAUCCGGUAACAGCGAUCAUAGCUGCUCUCUCUCAGUGGUUUUCUGUGUCCCCCCUUUCUUCUCUAUUAACUUACUCUUCUUUUAUAGGCGCCUCGUUGCGCGGAAGCCGCUUGACUUCGUCAUUACUGUUCGACUUGGAGCAGUGAUCGGCGGAGCAGUUGAUACCUACGCUCGGCGCCAUCGUAGGGGGUUGACUUCAUCAUUACUGUCUUAUUUGUUCACCGUAUAAGUUGAAUUCGCCACAGUGAACCAGCGCAUAAUCGGCCUCCACAGCCGAUUUUUCGAGCAAGGGUUGUAACUAAACUGAAUCUCAUAAACCAUUUCACACUUCUAUUUGCAGGUUCGAUCGAGAUUCUUCCAAAAGUAGAACUGAGUUUAUGCAACUGGGUAAAUCCUGAGAAAUUGAGUGUUCAUAAAAAAUCAAAAAUAAUAACCGUACCCAUUUCUGGAGGAAAAUCAAUAACUGGUUUUGUUAUUGAUAAAAAGAACGUUGUUACUGCUUUAAUUAAAACUAGAUUUUGACCCGCGUAGGCGCGUGGGUGUAUAUUUUGAAAAAUAUGUUGAUAUU
Brassica napus (rape) is the source of this 3524-nucleotide messenger RNA. Its product is annotated as paired amphipathic helix protein Sin3-like 6. The transcript is spliced from 7 exons. The coding region runs from base 42 to 812 and encodes 256 amino acids. Gene Ontology annotation, molecular function: transcription corepressor activity. Lineage: Eukaryota; Viridiplantae; Streptophyta; Magnoliopsida; Brassicales; Brassicaceae. The record is from RefSeq and is a predicted model, not a curated record. Gene Ontology annotation, cellular component: chromatin; histone deacetylase complex. Gene Ontology annotation, biological process: negative regulation of transcription by RNA polymerase II.